AUGAGAACUGUUGUUGGAAGCCGACGCCCUCAGAUUGAAACAGUCCUAGAAAAUGAAGAAAUUGUCAGAGGAGAAAGUGUUCCUGCACUUGCGGCUGAGAAAAUUUAUGUCGCCGUUGGAAAGGAUUUGCAUGAGAGCGCCUCUGCACUCAAAUGGGCGCUCAAAAACUUACAAGCAGCGCCAAUAGUCCUCCUUCAUGUUUAUGUUCCACCUCUCUUUAUACCUUCCGGAACGGGGAAUAUGCCUGUAAAUCAAGUAAGGAGAGAAGCGAAGGAGGCCUACGAGAAGAAUGAAAAGAGGGACACUGACAAUUGCAUGAACAAAUAUUUACAGGUUUGCAACCGAGCCAAGGUGAAAGCAGAUACUUUGAUUGUUUCCAAACUUGAUGUUUCCAAAGGAAUAGUUGAAGAAGUUUGGAAGAGAGGUAUCACGAAACUUGUCAUGGGAACAACUUCCACACGCGGUGUGAGGCUGAAGAUUCAAGGGCCAGGGAAAGCGGAUUAUAUCCGAAAGCACGCGAUCAACUCCUGCGACGUGUUGAUCGUAUGUAAAGAUAAGCUUGUGUCAGAGGGGAAAGGUUGUGCUGUGGAAAACGAGGAUUUUAGCCGAUCUUUCUCAUUGGAGCCAAACCUCCAACGAUGCUUGAGCCGCUCCAGUGAAACUUCCCCUAAUUUUCCACUGGCUGGAGAUUCUCCGGCAGCUUCGACAGAGGAUGUGAAUGAUGUCCAGUCUGAGUCUCAAUUAUCUCCAGAGGAGAGUACAGAAAUCGAAAUCCUGAAAUUUCAGUUAAUGGAGGCGUUAGAGGUGGCAGAGAAUGCAAAAAGAGAAUUGCAAAGGGAGACCAUACAACGGAUGAAAGCACAGGCGGCUGCCAUGAAAACAAAUCGCAAGCUUAAAGAUUAUGAAGGCGCCCUGGAAGAAGCUAUGGAAGAGAAGGAAAGCGCGAUAUUAGAAUCAAAACUUAAAGAAGACAAGUGGAGAUCACUGGUUAACCAGUUUUCAAAUGAACGGGACGAAGCUUUCCAUGAACUAGAAGUAGCACGGGAGAAGUUCGCAGCGAUGGAGAAGCAAAACCACGCCUUUUGCAAGAAAAGGAGGCUCAAAUUAAGCAACUUCAAGACUCCUUGCGUUCUCGGCCUGAGUAUGGAAACGCCUUCCUCCUCUAAUACCCUUCAAAUAAGGGAAUAUUCCUUUGACGAAAUUAAAGCGGCAACCUGCAAUUUCUCUGACAGUUUAAAUCUCGGAGUCGGUGGCUACGGCAACCUUUUCAGAGGCAAAAUAGGACAAACAAGGGUUGCAGUCAAAACCCUCAGGAAGGACAGUUUACAGUGCUGGCAGGAGUUCCAACGCGAGGUCAAUAUUUUAAGAGGCAUUCAACAUCCGAAUUUGGUGACGAUUUUAGGAAACUGCUUCGAGCGAGGUUGUAUAAUCUAUGAGCAAAUGCCACACGGAUGCCUGGCAGAUCGUGUGAGCUGCGAAACCGGCGCUCCACCGCUCUCUUGGCAGGACAGAACUCGCAUUGCCAUGGAAGUUUGCUCCUCUGUACAAUUCUUACACAGUUCAAAGCCAUAUCCAAUCGUCCACCGCCAUCUUAAGCCCGAAAAUAUACUCCUCGACGAGAAUGAUGUAAGCAAAACCAGUAACUUUGGCCUCGCUCGCCCUCUAUCAGAAGUUGUACAGGGAGAACCAGAGCCAAGACGCACAUUUUUGUACAUGGAUCCAGAGUAUAUGAGCAGCGGCAAAUACACAACCAAAUCUGAUGUAUACAGGGUCGGAGUAAUAAUCCUUCAGCUUCUUACAGGGAAAUCAGCGCUGGGACUGGUAAAUGAGGUAGAAAGUGCUCUUGACAUUGGAGAACUCAAGCAGAUUUUGGAUUCUUCAGCAGGUGAAUGGCCUUAUGCGCACGCUACUCAAGUGGCUGAACUUGCAUUACUCUGCACGGAACCGGUAAGAGAGAAAAGGCCUGAUCUUGAGCCAACUGUCAUGAAAAUGCUCGAAAAGCUUCAUAACAUUGCAAUCGCUGAAAUUGACGCCGACAGGCCUCGCACAGCUGAGGUUACAGAUGUUCCUAGCUGCUUCUUCUGUCCAAUAUUGAAGGAAAUUAUGCAAGAUCCUUGUGUUGCAGCAGACGGGUUUACAUACGAAAGGGAGGCCAUGGAAGAAUGGUUUUAUCAAGGACACGACACAUCGCCCAUGACAAAUGUAAAGCUUGAGCAUAUGAGUCUGAUAUCUAACCAUUCGUUAAGAUCAGCCAUUUUACAGUGGCAAGAAAGACACGUAGACUCAGAAGAAGAGGAUGAUAACGAAGAAAAUAUAGCUGAAGAUAAUUUUUAUGUUAUUCCGAGGUGGCCCUCUACCACUAGUUCAAAGUUUCCUUGCCUGGAUCUGGCAAUCUCGCCUCCUAGGCAGGAGGAAGGAGAAAUUGGAAAAGAUCCUAAAGAUGGGUGGUCUGUGCCGGACCCGACUCCUGGCCCAGCUAAUGUAUGGGGCAAAAAAGAUGAUCUGGAUCCUCCUCCGUCAGCUGCCACUGCUUUGGCAGCCUGGGGAAGUUUUUUGAUGAAUAGCUUGUUUUUUUGUUUCCGACCGCAAACUGAGUGA
Cryptomeria japonica (Japanese cedar) is the source of this 2598-nucleotide messenger RNA. RefSeq names its product U-box domain-containing protein 33. The transcript is spliced from 11 exons. Bases 1 to 2598 code for a protein of 865 amino acids. Gene Ontology annotation, molecular function: ubiquitin-protein transferase activity; ATP binding; protein kinase activity. Gene Ontology annotation, biological process: protein phosphorylation; protein ubiquitination. NCBI's taxonomy places the organism in Eukaryota, Viridiplantae, Streptophyta, Pinopsida, Cupressales, Cupressaceae. The record is from RefSeq and is a predicted model, not a curated record.